AUGGCAUUUAAUAAAUACGCAAUCAAUGACUUAAAUCUUGCCAAUAAACGAAUUUUGAUGAGUCAAUAUGUAUAUCGAGUUUUAAUCUUUGUUCUCUCUAUCAUUUUUAGAGUUGAUUUUAACGUUCCAAUGAAAGAUGGAAAGAUCACUAAUACUCAGCGAAUUGUGGCUGCCUUAGAUACUGUCAAGUAUGCAUUAGACCAUGAUUGCAAAUCUGUUGUACUUAUGUCACAUUUGGGUCGACCUGAUGGUCAAAGAAAAAUGGAAUAUUCAAUGGCACCAGUAGCUGAGGAACUCAAGACUCUGCUCAACAGAGAAAUCACGUUCUUAGAUGAUUGUGCGGGACCUUCUAUUGAAAAUUCCUGUCGAGAUCCUCCACAAGGGAGUGUGAUACUGCUUGAAAAUUUACGUUUUCAUAUCGAAGAAGAAGGCAAAAAUGAAGCUAAAGAGAAAGCUGACCCAAUCAAAGUUAAAGAGUUCCGACGGUCCUUGCGUGCGCUUGGAGAUGUGUAUAUAAAUGAUGCAUUUGGAACAGCACAUCGUGCUCACAGUUCUAUGAUGGGAGAAGGAUUUGAGGUUCGUGCUGCUGGGUUUUUAAUGAAAAAAGAACUUGAAUAUUUUUCAAAAGCUUUAGAGGAGCCAGAAAGGCCUUUCCUAGCAAUAUUGGGUGGAGCUAAAGUGAAAGAUAAAAUACAAUUAAUUAAUAAUAUGCUGGACAAAGUGAAUGAAAUGAUAAUAGGAGGUGGAAUGGCUUAUACUUUUUUAAAAGAACUGAACGGAAUGACGAUUGGAGACUCUUUAUAUGAUGAAGAGGGAGCUAAGACUGUGCCUGAUAUUAUGGCAAAAGCUCAGGAGAAAGGUGUGCAGAUUCAUUUACCUGUGGACACUGUAACUGGUGAUAAGUUUGAUGAGUCUGCUACAGUUGGAGAGUGUACAGUGGAUCAAGGAAUUGCUGAUGGGUUGAUGGGGCUUGACAUUGGGCCUCAGACUUGUCAAAAUUAUGUAGAAGUUGUUCGCAGGGCAAAGCUCAUUGUUUGGAAUGGGUAA
This is a messenger RNA of Gryllus bimaculatus (two-spotted cricket), 1047 nucleotides long. The record is from the annotation of a GenBank genome assembly. NCBI's taxonomy places the organism in Eukaryota, Metazoa, Arthropoda, Insecta, Orthoptera, Gryllidae.